Colletotrichum truncatum is the source of this 1650-nucleotide messenger RNA. Its product is annotated as xylan -beta-xylosidase. The record is from RefSeq and is a predicted model, not a curated record. NCBI's taxonomy places the organism in Eukaryota, Fungi, Ascomycota, Sordariomycetes, Glomerellales, Glomerellaceae. Gene Ontology annotation, molecular function: hydrolase activity, hydrolyzing O-glycosyl compounds. Gene Ontology annotation, biological process: carbohydrate metabolic process.
AUGCUAUCCGCCGUUACCGAAGCCGAGGGGUUCACGAACCCCAUCAUCCCAGGAUUCAACCCAGACCCUUCGAUAUGCAGGGUAAAAGACGAUUACUUCCUUGUCACUUCAACAUUUGAGUACUUCCCAGGCAUUCCAAUUUAUCAUAGCCGAGAUUUGGUGAAUUGGAAAGUCAUCGGGCAUGUCCUCACACGGCGCUCACAGUUGGAUAUGCGGACGGUGGAGCCAUCAGGAGGAAUAUGGGCACCAACUCUACGACACUGGCAAGGCCGCUUCUACGUUUCUGUUGGAUGUAACUUGCGUUUGCGCCCUAAAGAUUGGGACAUUACUAUACCUCGGGGUUUCUACGUUACAACAGACAAUAUCUGGGAAAAUGGAUCAUGGACUGAUCCUAUCUAUUUUGACGUUCCCGGAAUAGAUCAGGAUCUUUUCUUUGACGACGACGGAAAGGUGUAUUUCUCAGCUGUCAACCAGAUCAGUGACCCUAGCAUUAACCGGCAUGGCUUGGGGUUGGCGAGUUUUACCGUCGAGGUUGACAUUGAAACAGGAGACUGCAUUGGUCCAGUCCGUUGGAAUCGGAUAUCAGACUUUGGUAUUGGUAUUGCCGAAGGACCUCAUAUAUUCAAAAAGGAUGGGUUCUACUAUCUCAGCACAGCUGAAGGUGGAACUGACGAAGGUCAUCAACAAUGGAUUCAUCGCUCGACGCAGGGCCCUUUUGGUCCCUGGGAAAAGGGACCUGAGGGGACUAUUAAUCCUUUAAUCUUUAACGACAUGCACGGUGAGGUACGUAAUACUGGGCAUAUGGAUAUGGUUGAAAGCCCAGACGGGAGUUGGUGGGCAGUCUUCCUUGGUGUCCGCCCACAAGGGCACGAGAAAGAAAAAUCAACUCUUGGGCGCGAAACCUUUUUGGCACCCAUGGUCUGGGAAGAUGGAUGGCCGAUCAUCAACAACCGAAAAAAGAUCACAAUUGAAAUGAAGGCCAAGGUUCCGGGUCAUCAACAGAUAGAAACCAAGUGGUUCGAUAAUUUCGACAGCCUGGAUCUUGAUCUCGGCUGGUAUCACCUCCGAACUCCGUUGAAAAAGACACACAGCUUUGAUCCUCCCAACCGCGGCCUGAUACUUCAUGGCAACGCGUAUCGUAUUGACGAGUUCGAGCAUCCCUCCAUGCUUUUACGGAAACAGCUGCAUCACUCCAUGGAUUGGCAGGUUGAACUAGAGUUCAGUCCAGAAGUUCCCGGAGAUGAAGCUGGUACUGCUAUAUGGUGGUCUCAAUGGGCUUAUGCUUCGAUUGCGUUGCGCGGGGGGGCUAAAGGCAUCGUUGAGAUUGUUUAUAAGGCAGUUGAUGAGCAAGGCGAAUUCAAGGAAAUUGCAUCACCUCUCAAUAGCCAUUCCUCAGUUGUUUUGGUCAUCCGAGCAAUGCCACUACAUUAUGAGCUCUGUUACGCCGCCAGAGAAUCUGGUGUGGAUGGAGUUCUUGGGCCCAUCGUUACGUUAGGCUCAGUAUCUAGCAAAGCUUUGACUCAUAGGAUACCAGGACGCGAGUCACAGAACACUGGUUCACACUUUGCGAUUUACGCACAAGGCAUUUUAAAAAGACCUCUUUUGACACCGGCAAUCUUUAAAUCAGCUAGAUGGGAAGUUGUGUCUUAG